GUAGUCUCCCUCAGCUGAUAUGACAUAAAGCUCCUACACAUUAAAGCGCAUCAGUUCCUCAUGUAAACUCCACCGGAAUGACUUCCACUCAGGACAUAACGUUUACCCCGGUAAUUCUGCCCCGGGAGCUCGCGCAGAACCCACUGCAUAAGAUCUGGAUGCCGUGUAAGAACGGACUUCCGGAAACGCACAUUUCUCAGAGAAGAGUUUGCAUGACAAACUGUCCUACCCUCAUAGUGACUGUGGGGUUGCCAGCUAGAGGAAAAACCUACAUUUCUAAAAAACUCACUCGAUACCUUAACUGGACUGGUGUUCCAACUAAAGAGUUUAAUGUUGGACAGUACCGGAGGGACUGUAUAAAGAUCUACAAGAACUUUGAGUUUUUCCGUUCUGAUAAUGAAGAGGGACUAAAGAUUAGGAAACAGUGUGCUCUGGCGGCUCUGAAUGAUGUGAGACAGUUUCUCAGUGUAGACGGAGGACAUGUGGCUGUGUUUGAUGCCACUAACACUACGAGAGAGAGGAGAAAAAUGAUCCUGAGAUUUGCUGAACAAAAUGGCUACAAGGUGUUUUUUGUUGAGUCGGUGUGCGAUGAUCCGGAAGUUAUUGCGCGCAACAUUUUACAGGUAAAGUUAAAUAGUCCUGAUUAUAUUGACUGUAACACUGAGGAGGCUGUGCAGGACUUCAUGAACAGGAUUGAAUGCUAUAAGAACUGUUACGAGCCGCUGGAUGAGGUGAUUGACAGAGAUUUGUCCUACAUUAAGGUGAUGGAUGUGGGGUUGCGAUAUUUAGUAAACCGUGUAAUGGAUCACAUUCAGAGUCGUAUCGUUUAUUACCUGAUGAAUAUUCACAUCUCUCCACGCUCCAUCUACCUCUGUCGCCAUGGUGAGAGCGAACUCAACAUCCGGGGACGUAUCGGGGGAGACUCUGGCCUGUCCCCCCAUGGCAAGCGGUUUUCUGUGCGUUUGGGGAAAUUCAUUCAGGAGCAGAAGAUAAAAGAUCUAAAAGUUUGGACAAGUCAAAUGAAGAGAACCAUCCAGACCGCAGAGGCACUCAGUGUUCCGUACGAGCAGUGGAAAGCUCUUAAUGAAAUUGACGCUGGUGUGUGUGAGGAGAUGAUGUAUGAGGAGAUUCAGGAACAUUAUCCUCUGGAAUUUGCUCUGCGGGAUCAGGAUAAGUUUCGAUAUCGCUACCCUAAAGGAGAGUCCUAUGAGGAUCUAGUGCAGCGUCUUGAGCCUGUGAUUAUGGAGUUGGAAAGGCAGGAGAAUGUUCUGGUGAUCUGUCAUCAGGCGGUCAUGCGUUGCCUCCUCGCCUACUUCCUGGACAAAUGUGCAGAUGAGUUGCCGUAUCUGAAAUGUCCCUUACACACAGUGCUGAAACUCACACCUGUAGCGUACGGAUGCAAAGUGGAGUCUGUGGGUCUGAAUGUGGAAGCAGUGAACACACACAGAGACAAACCUGAGAACGUGGACGUGUCUCGUCUGGCCAAGGAGGCACUGCUCACCGUUCCUGCACACCAAUGAAACCACACCACACACACACACACACACACACACACACACACACACACAUCAUCCCACACUCCUGUUUAUUUGCUCCAUAAUAAUAAUCCUUCAUUAUUCUUCCAUCAGCACUGUGAAAUAAUAUAAUAAUAAUAAUAAUAAUAAUAAUAAUAAUAUAAUAAUAAUAAAGUGUUGACUGGAAUCCAGUCUUGUAGUCAGAUCUGUGUGUGUGUGUUUUACAGUGAGAUUUACACACACAUGCUGAUCUUUUGCAGCUGAAACACUUCAUUUAGUUCAUCAGUUCUACAUUUUCCUUAAAGUUUACAGUUUUUCAAAAUGUUAACACUUUUUUGUUGAAAAUCUAAAUAAUACAGUUUACUGUAAAGUGAUGCUGUGCCACAAAAGCCUUAGUAUGUGAGCUUCUAUUUAACUGCAGUCUGUGAUCUUUAACCUAAAACCUGCACUGGUUUAUUCAGGCACUGUAAAAGUGAAUGACUUCAGAUUAAAUUAAAUAUAAUUAGAUUAGAUUAAAAUAGAUUAGAUUAGAUUGAGGACUGGAUUGGAGUGAGGAGUUAAUUUUCUGAAUUAAAAUUGUGGACUAACAAAAGAAAUUUCAUAAUGAAUUUUGUGAUACAAAAAUGGACACCGUGAUCUAUAUCUAAAAAAAUAACAAUUCUGUCUGUGUGUGCGUGUGUGUGUAGUGAGUGUGUGUGUGUAGUGAGUGUGUGUGUGUGUAGUGAGUGUGUAGUGUGUGUUAUGAGUGUGUGUGUGGAUGUGUGUGUGUAGUGUGUGCGUAGUGAGUGUGUGUGUAGUGUGUGCGUAGUGAGUGUGUGUGUAGUGUGUGUGUAGUGUGUGUGUAGUGUGUUAUGAGUGUGUGGUGAGUGUGUAGUGAGUGUGUGUAGUGUGUUGUG
Messenger RNA from Tachysurus vachellii, 2410 nucleotides. It is a transcript of the gene pfkfb4b, whose product is annotated as 6-phosphofructo-2-kinase/fructose-2,6-biphosphatase 4b. Lineage: Eukaryota; Metazoa; Chordata; Actinopteri; Siluriformes; Bagridae. Gene Ontology annotation, biological process: fructose 2,6-bisphosphate metabolic process; fructose metabolic process. The transcript is spliced from 14 exons. Gene Ontology annotation, cellular component: cytosol. Gene Ontology annotation, molecular function: fructose-2,6-bisphosphate 2-phosphatase activity; ATP binding; 6-phosphofructo-2-kinase activity. The record is from RefSeq and is a predicted model, not a curated record. The coding region runs from base 78 to 1520 and encodes 480 amino acids.